AUGAAGAUCGACAUCGAAGGACUCGAAGUGGUUUUCCCGUAUGAGCGCAUGUACCCGGAACAGCUCCAGUACAUGCGCGAGCUCAAGCGCGCUCUCGACGCGCAAGGCCACUGCAUGCUGGAAAUGCCCACCGGCACGGGCAAGACCGUGUCCUUGCUCGCGCUCGUGCUGGCCUAUAAACACGCGCAUUCGACCGCGGGCAAGUUGGUGUAUUGCACACGAACUGUGCCCGAAAUGGCCAAAUGUGUCGAAGAACUGAAACGACUGGUGGUGUACCGCACACAAUAUUAUGGGUCACAAGCGCAGGUGACAGCGGUGUGUCUCAGCUCGCGACGCAAUAUGUGCGUGCACUCGAGAGUCAUGGCUCAUGCUGACGGUGAGGACGUCGACGGCCAAUGCCGACAAAUGACCGCCUCUUGGGUGCGCGCCAGAGCGGCGCGAGCGGCAAAUCAAGUGCAAGACGCGCAAUCGGCCCCCGCAAUAGCCGAGACGUCGGUGGAAACGUGUUCCUUUUACGAAACGUACGACGCCAGGAGGAGCGACGACAGCGUGUUGGUACCUGGUGUGUACUCAGUCGAGGAUCUAAAGGAGCUUGGGGUGCACAAGGGCUGGUGUCCCUAUUUCCUCACGAGAUACGCUGUCACGUUUGCGGAUGUGGUGGUGUUUAAUUAUCAAUACAUGCUGGACCCCAAGGUAAGUCAGUUGGUGUCGAGGAGCUUUGAGAAAGAAAGCAUCAUCGUGUUUGACGAAGCACAUAAUAUCGACAAUGUCUGCAUUGAAGCACUGAGUGUGGACUUGGAUCGACGGGCGCUUGACAGAGCGUCGAGGAACUUGACGACGUUAUCCAAUCAGGUGAAUAAACUAAAGCAGGCAGAUAAGUCGAGGUUAGAUGCAGAGUACCGACGUCUUGUAGAAGGCCUUCGGUCGAGCAAUGCGGUGGUGGCGCCGACGUAUUCGCAUCCUGCCACGAACCACGCAAUUGACACGAGUAAUGACAUUAUGCUCGCAAAUCCUGUGCUGCCGGAUGAUGUGCUGGACGAAGCUAUUCCGGGAAAUAUUCGAAAAGCAGAGCACUUUGUAGCGUUCAUGCGUCGACUGAUCGAGUACUUGCGUCAACGCAUCCGAGUGCGGCAGGUGGAAUCCGAAACACCGCAAGCUUUUCUUCAUCACUUGCACCAGGCUAUCAGUGUGGACAUAAAACCGAUGAAGUUCUGUUACACGCGGCUUAACUCACUACUUCGCACACUGGAGGUGACAAACUUGGAGGAGUACAAUUCGUUGACGCACGUUGCAGAUUUUGCGACACUCGUAGCUACUUAUGCCGAUGGUUUCAUGCUCAUCAUCGAGCCGUUUGAUAGCGCUUCAGGUGUCCACGAUCCCGUGCUGCAGCUCUCGUGCUUGGAUGCGUCACUGGCAAUUCGACCGGUGUUUGAACGCUUUUCCAGCGUGAUUAUUACUUCUGGAACGCUGUCUCCGAUCGAUUUAUACCCACGACUGCUCAACUUUAACCCGGUGAUCCGGGAAUCGUUGCCCAUGUCCGUGUAUCGCGCGAGUAUUUGUCCAUUGGUGAUCACGCGCGGUAGCGACCAGAUGCCCGUGAGUACCAAGUUCGACCUGCGCGAUGACAUGUCUGUGGUUCGCAAUUACGGAACGCUGUUACUGGAGAUGGCGGCUUGUACUCCCGAUGGCAUGGUCUGCUUUUUUCCGUCCUAUCUCUACAUGGAGAAGAUAAUCGGUCAGUGGGACUCGCUUGGAGUGCUCAAGCGCGUUCUCUCAAGCAAGUUGCUUUUUAUUGAGACGAAGGAUAUCGUGGAGACGACUCUGGCGCUGGACAAUUACAAAAAAGCGUGCGACUGUGGACGGGGAGCAAUUUUCUUUUCCGUUGCCCGGGGCAAGGUGGCAGAAGGAAUUGAUUUCGACCGUCACUACGGACGAGCCGUGCUGCUGUUCGGCAUCCCUUUUCAGUACACGCUGUCGAACACGUUGCGUGCACGGCUCGAAUACCUUCGAUACACGCACCAGAUCCGCGAAGGUGACUUUUUGACAUUCGAUGCGUUGCGUCAAGCCGCUCAGUGCGCCGGUCGAGUUCUCCGUAGCAAGACCGACUACGGUCUCGUCAUUUUUGCCGACUCGAGAUACAACCGAGCGGACAAGCGCAAUAAGCUGCCGCCGUGGAUCACCCAGUUCCUCUUGACGUCGCACUUGAACUUGUCGGUGGACAUGGCAGUUUUCAUGGCUAAGAAAUAUCUGUCGUUAAUGGCUCAGCCGGUGGACGAAUUUACGAACGUCAAUUCCAUCUUGCUAGAUGCUGACGGUGUCUCCAAAUGGCUAGGCAAACAUCCAAAAGAAGACGAACCCGUGCAUUAA
Peronospora matthiolae is the source of this 2367-nucleotide messenger RNA. The record is from the annotation of a GenBank genome assembly. Lineage: Eukaryota; Oomycota; Peronosporomycetes; Peronosporales; Peronosporaceae.